AUGGAAAAUCCUCCAAAUGCUGAAAAUACUUCAAAAAAAUUCGAUGUCGAUUCGAAGGACGAAGAAUCUAUUUGUGGAAAGACAUUCAAGUACUUACCAGGAUGUCUACAUAUGAACUUGUAUUUCGUGGAUGAACACGAUUUAAUAGAAUUUCAAAAAGACACAAGA
This is a messenger RNA of Ambispora gerdemannii, 168 nucleotides long. NCBI's taxonomy places the organism in Eukaryota, Fungi, Glomeromycota, Glomeromycetes, Archaeosporales, Ambisporaceae. The record is from the annotation of a GenBank genome assembly.